AUGUCCUUCCUCCCACCAGCAUCUCCAAAUCAAACCCACGUCACCGUCUCUCCCAUCCCAGGCGGCUUCAUAACCCUCUCCGACCACUUCUUCGUCCAUCCCGCAGAAGAAGGAGCAAAAAGAACAGUCCCCUCCUUAACAUUCCUCAUCCAACAUCCCGGCGGCCGCAAUAAUAAUGCAGUCCAAUCAAUCGGCAACCCAACCGGAAAUGCCAAGCCCAUCAACAUGAUGUUCGACCUAGGCCUCCGCAAAGCACAAUCCCGCUACCCAACACACAUGCAAAAACACAUCGACGGCCGAGCACCUUUCAAUCUCGAACCCGGCGUAGCAGCACAACUCCUCACAGGCGGUCUUUCCCCCGCAGAAAUAGACCUUGUGAUGCUCUCUCACGUCCACUAUGACCACCACGGCGACCCUGAAGAUUUCCCUCGAGCGCGCUUUCUUCUCGGAAACGGAGCCUUGAAAGUUUUGAAGGAAGGGCUGGGAGGGAUAGCGAGUCAUCAACACUUCGAACCCGAUACGCUGCCUGAUGAUCGAACGGAGGAAUUGCCCGAUCCUACUACUACUGGAGAUUGGAAACCUUUGGGACCGUUCCCUGCGACUUUGGAUUUAUUCCGAGAUCAAAGUGUCUAUGUGAUCGAUACCCCAGGCCAUCUGCCCGGACAUCUCAAUCUGCUGUGUAGAACCGAGAACAAGUGGAUACUACUCUGUGGAGAUGCGUUUCAUGAUCGAAGACUACUUACUGGGGAAAAGGAAAUUGGGACUUGGGAGGCUCCUGGUGGAAAUGGGAGACUUUGUAUUCAUUUGGAUAGAGAAGCCGCAGAGAAGAGUAUUCUCCGACUGCGAGAAUUCGAUGAGAGAACGGGAGAUGCCUGUGAAUUGAUUGCUGCGCACGAGGAGGUUUGGUGGGAGGAGCAUAGACAUCUUGCUUUUCCUGGUCGAUUGUAG
Messenger RNA from Ramularia collo-cygni, 948 nucleotides. RefSeq lists its product as uncharacterized. The record is from RefSeq and is a predicted model, not a curated record. Bases 1 to 948 code for a protein of 315 amino acids. NCBI's taxonomy places the organism in Eukaryota, Fungi, Ascomycota, Dothideomycetes, Mycosphaerellales, Mycosphaerellaceae. The transcript has a single exon.